UGUAGUGGGUAGCCGGAGUGACGGAGAAGACCGCAAAAACAGCGUCAAGCAGAGACAAUAAAAGUCGGCCAGCGGCCAAAAACGCGCUCAUUGCGUGCGCUGUUUUUGCAACGGCAACGGAGACGCGGCAAAACAACGGGAAGCGGGAAAAAAAUUAGCCAGGCCAGUGUUGGAUAGUGCAUACACACACACACACACACACAGACACACACCGCACACACAGAAGCAUACGGAAUACGCUACGAGCGAGACGAGCUCCAUGACCAGGAUGAGGAUGGGACACGCAUUUGUUGGAUUAAUUGUGUGCUGGCUGGCAGUUUGUCAACCGCAAGCGGAGGCGCAGUUUGCGGGUUUUGGCUUUCAGCCACAGCCACAGCAGCAGCAGUUCUAUCAGCCCCAGCAGCAGUUGGCCUACCAGCAGCAGCCCCGCCAGCAGCAGCAAUUCUAUCAGCCCCAGCAGCAGCAGGUGUACCAGCAGCAGCAGCCCCGCCAACGUCCUGGAUCCGUGUCCAAAGCCAACACCAAUGCCUAUGAGCGGCAGGUGGACUUUGGCAACAAUGUGGAGUACACCCAGGGAUUGUCGAACUCGCGGGCCGUGACCCGCCAGAAUGGACAGCGAACGGUGACGAACAGUCAGGCGCAGAAUCGUGAUGUGGACAUUGGUGGCCUGCAGAUUGGCAACACGCUGACACGCACCAAGACCAAUACCAAUGGAGCUGUGUCCCAGGGCAUUGCCAAUCAGUUUAGGAUCGGAAAUGUGGGACUGGGCGCCUCGCUGUCGCCAACGAACUUGCAGCAGGGACUCGGCCUGCAGCGUGGCGCUAAUGGAGAUUUGCGUUUGGGCUUGGGUCUGCUCAGCCUGGACCUGGAUCGCAAUGUGCCCAACUCGAAUGCGUUGACGCAGGCCCAGGUGAAUGCCCAGGGCAAGGGAGCGCGCGUCAAGUCGAACAGCAAUGCGUUGACCAACACUCAGCAAUAUGGCGGCGUUACCGUUACGGACACACGCGCCAAUUCGAAGGCCGUGGGCAAGGCGCGACGUGGACAGACUUCGGCGACAACUGGCGGAUUCGGUGGCAAUGCGGCGACCAAUGGCCAGACCUACGGCGGUCCCUUCCAGCAGCGUGUGGUGCGACAGCCCCAGCAACAAUUUGCCGUGCGGCGUCCCAAGCGUCGGGCACAGUUCGUGCCCUUUGGCUAUCCCGGCGGUGGCUUUGGCGGACCGUUGGGCUUCGAUCGUCCGCGUCGGCAGUUUGGCGGCGGCUUUGGUGGCCCACAGUUUGGUGGCCCACAGUUUGGUGGCCCACAGUUUGGUGGCCCACAGUUUGGUCGUCCACAGUUUGGUGGCCCACAGUUUGGUGGCCCACAGUUUGGCGGUGGCUUCGAUAGCUUUGGACAGCCGCAGCAGAAGCAGCAGCAAGACAACAAAAAGAAGAACAACAAAGAGCAGCAGCAGGCUCAAGGCAGUGCCAAUGCCCAGGGUGGACCUGGAUUCGAUCAGCAAGCAGCGAGCAAUAACCACGCUAGCAAAGGCAACACUGGCUCCAGCAGCAUUGGCUCGAACCUUGCACAGGAUGGCAGCAGCGGGCAGGUGAGCUCCGCGAAUACCAAUGAAAUGAACACCCAAACGGCUGGCGGCUUCGACAACACUCAGAACUCACAGAGUCAAGCGUUGAACUUUGAUGCUGGGCAGCAGCAGGCAUCCAGUGCGAAUGCCAAUACUAAGCACACGCAGGAGGGUAACCGGGAGACUGUCGGCUCCAACAGUGGCUCCACGGCCACCAACAACAAUCAGUUUGGUUCCUCCUCGAACAUGGCGCAGACGAACAGCCAAGUGGUGCGCGACGGCAAUCGUCAGGAGGCGACCAGCGAUGCCAGCAGCCAGUCGAUGUUCCAGGGCAACGGCCAGAAUCCAGGCAAUGCCGCUGCCAACACCAGUGCCCAGACCAGCUCCAAGACGGGCCCCAAUGGUUAUGUCAGCAAUUCCGCAUCGAGCAGCGCCUCGGCCACCAGCCAAAAUGGACAAUCGGCCAAUGCCAAUGCGAGUGCGAAUGCCGGUGGCGGUGCCGGUGGCAAUGGCGCGAAUGCCGGCGCCAAUGGUGGUGCAUUCGGCGGUGGUGCGAAUUCCAAUAGCAAUGUCUAUGGUGGCUUUGGCUUCUUUGGCCGUUAGUAGUCAGAUGAUCUCUCCACGCAGGGAGUCGUCCCCAUAUUUCUUUGUGUAUUUUUCAUGUGUUUUUUUUGGCUUAUUUAAACUUUUUU
Messenger RNA from Drosophila guanche, 2256 nucleotides. RefSeq names its product neurogenic protein mastermind. The coding region runs from base 260 to 2167 and encodes 635 amino acids. Lineage: Eukaryota; Metazoa; Arthropoda; Insecta; Diptera; Drosophilidae. The record is from RefSeq and is a predicted model, not a curated record. The transcript is spliced from 2 exons.